CUCAGCGGGCGUGACUGCUUUGCGAAUCUGGCGACUUGUGGACGGAUCCAACACGGUGUCAGCUGCUAUCUGGGUGGGUCUGCGUCCGGAAUCCACAGUCAGGAGCACAGGGUGGCGGUAAUGUACCCAAUACGCGGAGCGACAGCCGUCAGCAACAACCAACGAAGAAGAAGGGGAGGAAGCAGCAGCUGCAGGUCCAUUGAGGGACGGUGAACAGUUCUCCGAAAACAUUCGCAUUUAAUCGUCAAAACGUCGUACGCAAUGAGAGGGGACCGCGGCAGGGGCCGGGGAGGCCGCUUCGGGUCCCGUGGAGGACUGGUCCAGGGGUACCGUCCAUUUGUCCCACACAUCCCAUUUGAUUUUUACGUGUGUGAGAUGGCCUUCCCCAGAGUGAAGCCAGCAUCUGAUGAGACUGCUUUCAGUGAGUGUCUGCUGAAGAGAAACCAGGACCUGAGCCCCACACCAGCAGAGCAGUCCUCCAUCCUGUCCCUGGUCACAAAGAUCAAUAAUGUCAUUGACAACCUGAUUGUUGCACCGGGCAACUUUGAAGUGCAAAUUGAAGAGGUGCGUCAGGUUGGCUCCUACAAGAAGGGCACCAUGACAACAGGACACAAUGUUGCUGACCUGGUUGUAAUCCUCAAGAUCCUCCCUACAUUGGAGGCAGUUGCUGCUCUGGGCAACAAAGUAGUGGAGACCCUUCGUACACAGGAUCCUACUGAAGUGCUUUCCAUGUUGACCAAUGAGACUGGCUUUGAGAUCAGUUCAGCUGAUGCUACUGUCAAGAUCCUCAUAACCACCGUCCCUCCCAACCUACGCAAGCUGGACCCUGAGCUGCACUUGGACAUCAAGGUGCUGCAGAGUGCUCUUGCUGCCAUUCGCCAUGCCCGCUGGUUUGAGGAAAACGCCUCUCAGUCAACGGUCAAAGUCCUGAUCCGCCUACUGAAAGAUCUGAGGCUGCGCUUUCCUGGUUUUGAACCCCUCACUCCCUGGAUCCUGGACCUGCUGGGCCACUCUGCAGUGAUGAACAACCCAUCCAGGCAGCCCCUGUCCCUGAACGUGGCCUACAGGCGCUGCCUGCAGAUGCUGGCUGCUGGUCUUUUUCUGCCUGGCUCUGUGGGCAUCACUGACCCCUGUGAGAGUGGAAACUUCAGAGUGCAUACAGUCAUGACUCUGGAACAGCAAGACAUGGUGUGUUUCACAGCUCAGACACUGGUGAGAGUGCUCUCUCAUGGCGGUUACAGGAAGAUCCUUGGCCUGGAGGGAGAUGCCAGCUACCUGGCAACCGAGAUGUCGACAUGGGACGGUGUGAUCGUCACCCCCUCAGAGAAGGCCUAUGAGAAACCUCCAGAGAGGAAAGAGGAGGAAGAUGAAGCUCUGGAGGAGGGUGGAGAUGGAGAGGAUGAGAGUAUGGAGACCCAGGAGUGAUGAGGAGUUCAGCCAGUAUUGGGAAAGUCCCUCCUGGACACAGACACCAGCAGGAAGUGUUCCACCUGACAGCAACUGAUCCCCUGAUGUGCUCAGAAAAAGGACUGCUCUCAGUUUUUUUGUCAUGUUUUUACUUUGCUUUUGUUUGUAUUUCCUCUUGGUAAUAGUUAAUAAACCUUUUUUUAAUUUA
This is a messenger RNA of Lates calcarifer (barramundi perch), 1615 nucleotides long. It is a transcript of the gene ilf2, whose product is annotated as interleukin enhancer binding factor 2. NCBI's taxonomy places the organism in Eukaryota, Metazoa, Chordata, Actinopteri, Centropomidae. The record is from RefSeq and is a predicted model, not a curated record.